This is a messenger RNA of Cynara cardunculus var. scolymus (artichoke), 1211 nucleotides long. RefSeq lists its product as uncharacterized. Bases 125 to 958 code for a protein of 277 amino acids. Gene Ontology annotation, molecular function: nucleic acid binding; RNA-DNA hybrid ribonuclease activity. The transcript is spliced from 10 exons. The record is from RefSeq and is a predicted model, not a curated record. Lineage: Eukaryota; Viridiplantae; Streptophyta; Magnoliopsida; Asterales; Asteraceae.
GUCCGAUACUUUCGCCACAAUUAGCCCAAAAUUCUUCUACUAAUGAAUAAUGAUGUGAUUCCUGAGUCGUCCGUUUAUCUGGACUGAUAAUUUACUUGGCUUCAACAACAGUUUGCAAUCAUCAAUGGAGAAUGGGACGGACGCGUUCUACGUUGUGAGGAAAGGAGAUAUCGUUGGUGUGUACAGGAGUUUGAAUGAUUGCCAAUCUAUGCUGUGUGGUCCAGAUGUUGCUGUGUUUAAAGGCCAUCAGUUGUCUAACACUGCUGAGAAAUAUCUCGCCUCACAUGGGCUCAGUCGGGCAAUAUAUUCUGUUGGUGUUUCUAAUGUGCAAGGUGAACUUUUUGGCCAACUCCUUCCCUGUCCUUUUCAGCAACCCCCUUCCAUUAAAGAUACAGUUGGUAGCAAGACUCCUGCUGAGAAGAGAAUGAAGAAAGAUGCUGGAUCAACUUCUUUGUCAGAAGGUACUCAAAGGAAGUUCCCCGAAACUGAAAGCUUUAUUGAGGCUCUACCAGUUUCUGCUCACUGUUGCUCCUGUAUUCUUGAGUUCGAUGGCGCAGCAAAAGGAAACCCUGGACCAGCGGGUGCUGGGGCUGUCCUACGUGCAGUAGAUGGAACUCUGGUUUAUCGUCUCCGUGAAGGUCUGGGCAUCGCAACCAACAAUGUUGCUGAAUAUCGAGCUGUGAUUUUAGGAUUGCGGUAUGCUCUUGAGAAAGGAUAUAGGCAUAUUCGUGUGCAAGGAGACUCUAAGCUUGUUUGUAUGCAGGUUAAUGGUUUGUGGAAGACCAAAACCCAAAACAUGACCGACUUGUGCAAAGUGGCGAAGGAGCUCAAGGAUAGGUUCCUAUCCUUCCAAAUUUGUCAUAUUGAAAGGGAAUACAACUCUGAAGCUGAUGCUCAAGCCAACCUGGCUGUACAUCUCCAGAGUGGUGAGAUUCAAGACGAAGUUGAUAGAAGAUAGUUCGAACCCCUUUCCUAAAUGUUGAUUUGCAACUUUCGUGUUGAUUACAAUCGAGCAACUUACUUUCGGGUUUUUUAGAACGUAAUUCGACAUCCAAUUGCAUGUGCCUUGAUGCAACUAUGUGCAGUACCACACUGCAAUUUUUAGCUCAAAAAACUUUUGUUAAUGCAUGCCAAUGGGUUUUUAUUCGAAACCGCUCUCUACUUUGGUGUAGAGACUGUGUACAUCUUAUCCUUUUCAGACUCCAUACUGC